This is a messenger RNA of Cyprinodon variegatus (sheepshead minnow), 2350 nucleotides long. RefSeq names its product zinc transporter ZIP8-like (gene slc39a8). Gene Ontology annotation, biological process: intracellular zinc ion homeostasis; zinc ion import across plasma membrane. The record is from RefSeq and is a predicted model, not a curated record. The transcript has 8 exons. The coding region runs from base 209 to 1600 and encodes 463 amino acids. Gene Ontology annotation, cellular component: membrane. NCBI's taxonomy places the organism in Eukaryota, Metazoa, Chordata, Actinopteri, Cyprinodontiformes, Cyprinodontidae. Gene Ontology annotation, molecular function: zinc ion transmembrane transporter activity.
CUCAUCCAGGGAGAAUAGACAGAUCCAGAGCGGCUCAACUGCAGGAGGAGUUAAUAGAAAUAGUGAUCAGGAACAGGAGGGAGGGGGAAACAUCGCAGUGCAGAAUCAAGCGGAGAGUUUCUGGCAUGGAUCACACUCCACGGACACUUUGAUCAGCGGCUGCGGCACAUGUUAUUCUCAGGGGGGAAAUACAGUCUAAAAAGUAGAGAUGUUUGUUGCACAAUGGCUCGCUGCAUGCGUCCUGGCUUCCAGUGUGGUCGCCCAGGGCUUUAAAGUGACAGAGCAGAAUGGACAUGAGUUUUUAGAGAAUAUUUUACACUAUUAUGGUGAAAAUAAAUCAAUUACAACAGAGAAGUUGGAAGAUCUGCUGCUUUUGAUCUCAGCCAGACGAUCGGAAUCAAUAAUUGAAGCAAAUCCACUGGAGGACAAAGAGUGUCCCUCAGCGGAUCAGAUUUUGUCCCACUUUGGCCUCGGUAACGUGACUGAGCUGACUGUGGGACAUCUGGGGAGGAUCUGCCCUGCUGUGUUGACUCAGGUGCUGCUGCCCUCCUGCCCCUACAUCAACCCAAUAACUGUGCCUGCUGUCGACUACUCUGUGUGGGGCUAUGGGUUUCUGGCUGUCACCAUAAUCAACCUGGCGUCUCUUCUCGGCCUGCUGCUGAUCCCCUUCACCAAGAAGUCGUAUUUCCCCAAAGUGCUGACUUACUUUAUCGGCCUGGCCAUCGGGACUCUCUUCUCCAACGCCGUACUUCAGCUCAUACCAGAGGCUCUGGGUUUUGAUCCCAAAGAAGACAACUAUGUGGCAAAAGCAGUUGGCAUAUUUGGAGGAUUUUACCUUUUAUUUUUCGUGGAAAAGAUACUGAAAAUAGUUCUCAGGAUUGACCAUGAGCACGGCCACAGCCACUUCACUCCUGCAGACCCUCAUCAGGAAAACAGCAUCCAGAAUGGAGAUGCUUGGGAGAAAAAGGACUCUGUGGUUUUGACCAGCAUCGCCACUGUUGCUGUAAAUGACAGCAGCCCGGCCAUUGAGACCUCUCAUACAAAUGUGGCACCCUCUCAGGACACCCAGGGGUCUGAUGUGAUGUGCCACUGGCUGCGUGGGAAGCGCAUCACCAGUAUCAAGACUGUGGCCUGGAUGAUAUCACUGAGUGACGCUGUGCACAACUUCAUUGACGGUCUGGCCAUUGGGGCUUCGUUCACUGUUUCUAUUCUGACAGGGUUCAGUACCUCCACCGCCAUCGUCUGUGAGGAGUUUCCCCAUGAGCUGGGUGACUUUGUUAUCCUGCUGAAUGCUGGAAUGAGCGUCCCGCAGGCCAUUUUCUUCAACCUGCUGUCAGCAAUGUCGUGUUAUGUCGGCCUUGUGUUUGGAAUCCUGCUUGGAAGCAGCUUUGCCCCAAAUGCUAUCUUUGCCAUCGCGGGAGGAAUGUUCCUGUAUAUUGCACUAGCAGACAUGUUUCCAGAAAUGGACAGUAUAGUCAGGGAUCAACGGAAAACUUCUAGCAAGAUCAUCUUCUUUCUGAUCCAGAAUGCUGGACUGCUUACCGGCUUCGCCAUCAUCCUACUGAUUACAUUGUAUGCAAAGGACAUAAACCUUGGAUAGAAAGGAAAAGAAAUGCUCAUCUGUUGCCUUUGUUUCUGCUCACACAGGCUGGGCUGAAGAUGAAUGUAAAGAAAAUGUUUUGUACAAAACCAAGUGUUAUAUGGGACAAAAAAAAGUAGGCUUUUAUAUUUUGGACUAUCAAUUUAGUGAAAUGUUUACUCAACAAGAAGGGCAUUUUUAUGCAAUCAACAUGUAUACAAUUACUGACAUCUUAAAGGAACAAUAAAUUAUUUUUAGUCUUCAAAUGUGAAAUGUUUCAUAUGUAUUUUCUAAAUGGGUGUAACAUAAUUUUUAAUGAAAAACAAAUGAUAUCUAUGCCUCACACCCCUCAGACAGUUCUGUAAAGCUGUGAACUCCAUUCUUAAACAUUUUAUGUAUUUUUUUAUUUUAUUUUUAUUAUUCUUUUCAGUCACCUUGAAUUAAAAAGUAAACCUCUAGGAGUUGCCUGCUAAAACUCCGACACGCUAAAUAUUGCAAACCUGGAGCGCACAUGCUGUGUUUAAAUGUAUAUCAUUGUAUUGAAAAGUUGUUUUUGCACACAGGAAAAUGGGGCAGGAGGAAGUUUCUUCCCAACAUGCAGAUUAAUCUCAUCUUUGCAGCAGUUCAGAGUUACUGGCAACGAGACUGUUUCCACAAACAUUUAAUGGGCUUUUUUUCCCUUUUCCUAUAAAACAUAAUUGAUAACUGUAUUAAUAUGCUGUAAAAAUUAUUUAUUUAAAGUCAUUACUUGAAGAUAAAUAAUGUUAAUUU